Messenger RNA from Oreochromis niloticus (Nile tilapia), 2569 nucleotides. It is a transcript of the gene rhobtb3, whose product is annotated as Rho related BTB domain containing 3. Gene Ontology annotation, molecular function: protein binding. The record is from RefSeq and is a predicted model, not a curated record. The transcript is spliced from 13 exons. Lineage: Eukaryota; Metazoa; Chordata; Actinopteri; Cichliformes; Cichlidae. The coding region runs from base 684 to 2543 and encodes 619 amino acids.
CACACACCAGCCGUGCAGAGGGGCAAAGCUGCGGUGAGGCAACAAGAUGUAAAACUAUGUCCGAAACAAAAGCGGGUGAGGGUGUUCGUUUGUGCGCGUGUGUUGGCGCGUGUAUGUCAGCGCGUGCGCGUUGCUGAGUCAGACGCGGCCGCUCACGGUUCAGUCAACCCCCCCCCCCUCUCUCUCUCUCUCUCUCUCUUUCUUCCCAGUUGUUAUUUUGCUAGCGACACUUUGUUUCAUCCACCGACGUCAUCCAUACGGUCUGGACACCGAGGCGCGAAGCUACCCUCCCUCUCCGUAGUUAAUUGUUUCCUACCGACUGACAACUUGUUCGCCUGUUAGAGCGCUGGCUGUCUGUCCAUGGGCGCUGCUGUUUACACACUCUGCUGCUCCUCCUCCGCCGGCUGGGCUGUCCGGUGCGCCUCUGCGGUCGGUUCGGGACGGUGUCGAACUCCGCUUUUAUGAAUGAAUAACGAGACGGGGAAAUGCCCGUGACUGCGAAACUCCCCCUACAGCCGGGCUCCCGGGGGGUCAGCCACCGAUGAGAGGUAUUAACGACGGAGCCGAGCCGCGGCUCAUUGCGGAAAAAGCGAGCCCUGACUGCAGACUGGCGUGGAAAGGCACCGUGAGCGGGAAACGGGCUCCAUAGCGUAAAGCAGCGGAACGAAACCGCGGUGACCACAAUGUCCAUCCACAUCGUGGCGCUGGGCAGCGAGUGCCCCGGAGGAGUCGGUCCAGGAGAUGAGAUGUUGGGGCAGGGGCAGCUGCAGGGGGGGUUGCUGUGGAGCUACCUGGGUCAGGGAGCCAUGGUGGGACCAUGCGACCUAGAGAGCAGUAUGCACAACCCGGCUUUCAUGGAGUACACCUCACGUGUCUUUGGAGAUGUCACGGUAGUGGUUCGGGAUUGUCCCAGCUGGGACUUGCUGGACAGCGACUGGGCCAGUGUUCGGAAAGUUCUUGAGCAGGCGGACAUUUUAGUUAUUAAAUAUUCAGUCACUGACAAGCUGGCCUUCCAGCAGGUCAGGAAUGGCUAUGCUCCGAGACUCCGCCCACUCCUGAGGCACUGGGGCGUGCCCGUUAUCCUCGUUGCUGUGGGAGCGCGGCUGAAUGAUGAAGGGCCCCCCUGUACGUGUCCACUGUGUGCCUCUGACUGGAGCAGCUGCGUACCUCACAGUGAAGGUUUGCAGUUGUCCCGGGACUUGGGGGCCACCUAUCUGGAGUUGCCCUCCCUCAACCAUGUCUUCGUGGGUCGCUACUUUGGCAGCGUGCUGGAGUACUUCAUGAUUCAGUGUCUGAAACACAAAGCCAAAGAGAGGCCAGAGAAGAGGCGAGGAAAUAAAGUGAAUGAACUUCGCCCCCCUCACUUAGAACAGCCAGCUCGUCUUCCCCCUAUUAGAGUGGAGGAGUCCAGCUUCUCCCAGGACAUGCAGUGGUUGUUGGAGCGUGGCGUGCAGUUCGCCGAUGUGGCUUUCUAUGCCGGGGAUUCUGGGAAAGAGCUGGGUUGGGCGCAUGCCGCUGUGCUGUGUGCUGUCAGCCCGUACUUCAGACAGCUGCUCCUUGGGCCCAAGACCAGGGAACGUCCACAGUCGCGGUGUGUUUGCAGAGAGCGUGACGGAGGCCCCCACUCGCUGCUUUCCACCUGGGAUGGGAGUAUUAUUGAUGACAUGCCGAGAUCAGAUGGACACCUGACGGGACGCCUCACUCGUUUGGUGGUGAAGGACCCCCUCCUGUGCAUGUGCUUGUGGGAGACUCUCAUGUUCAUUUAUAGAGGAGCGUGGGAGUGGGAGCACCUCCAGGAGGCCCUGGAUGAGAAGCUGAAGAAUUCUCUCGCUGUGGCUCAGCUUAUAGAUCGAAUACGAUCCCUCAUCGGCAGAGAAAGGGGCACCAGGGACACACCGAGUGCGAGGGCAGCUCAGCUUGGUCCCCAGACUCUCGUCAACCUCUUCAAUUCUCCUCUAUACUCUGAUGUCAUAUUCAUGGUGCAAGGGAGUGUGCUGCCAGCCCACCGGGCAGUGCUGGUGGCCCGCUGUGAUGUCAUGGCCGCCAUGUUCAGCGGGAAGUAUGCAGAGGCUCGUAGCCGAGUGGUGCCCAUCCACGGCGUCUCCUCAGACACCUUCCUGUCUUUCCUCGAGUACCUCUACACUGAUUCCUGCUGUCCUGCCAGUGUGCUUCAGGCCAUGGCUGUGCUGGUUUGUGCCGAGAUGUACCAAGUGAAACGACUGCAGCAUCUGUGUGAGGUCUGCGUAUGUGCUUACCUUCAGAGCAUGCCCAGUAGAGAGCUGGCAUCAACAGGCAUCAGUGUAGUUCGACUACUCCGCAGGGCAAAGUGCCACAAUGCAGAGCAGCUCUAUAUCUGGCUCCUCCACUUCAUCGCCAACAACUACCUAAUCUUCAGUCAUAAACCUGACUUCCUGGAGCUCUCAGAUGAGGAGCGCGAGCAGGUGGAGAGGCUACGAUGGCCGUCCAGAGGCUACCUACAAGAGCUCAGCGAGUACCAGCAGCGACGCCGCAAACUCCGCAAGUCCCGCUGCCUUGUCAUGUGACCAAACCUGGACGCCAAAACCAUCUG